AUGGUGGUAUGCACCUUUUUUCAGCAAGGUCGCUGCAAGUUCGGAGAUCGCUGCAAGUUCGAGCACCCUGGCAAACCUACUGCUGGCCCAUCGGGGAAUCGAUUCGGUGCUUUAUCCGGAGGGUUUGGAGGUCAAAAUCAGACUCUACAAGGACCGGACCCGGCAGUUAAGGCAAGCGAAAUCAAGUCAGACUUGACCGCAGGCCAGGGCCGCCCGGAAUGGAUCUUCUCCGCAUAUGCACCCCACAAAGAUGUUGCGCGCCAGCUGUUCGGCGGUGCUCACCGCGAGCGGAGCAUGGAAGAGAUGCGCCUCCGCCAUUAUGAAUUAGCAGCAGCCGGCAACCUGAACCAGGCAGUCCAAGAAGCCUCGGCUCUAUGGCAAGAGUGCGUGCAACAGAUGGAGAUAUCACUGAAUGACCUGAAUGGUGCCGUCAAAUAUGUCAAUGAUGGCAGGAAUGAACACCCCAAUCGAAUCGACAUCAUCAAGGGGAACACUCAGGCUAGUAUGAACCAAGCUCCAGCGCCAUUUGGCCAACCCUCUCCAUUUGGCCAGCAAAAUGUCGCCCCGACACCAAACACCGGUCCUGCGCCUGGAGCGUUUGGCGCCCCUUCCUCGACCUUUGGCCAGUCUUCAGGACUUGGUCAGUCAGGUGGAUUCGGUAGGGCUUCAGCACCAGCGCAGCCGGCUGGCAUGGGCCAGUCUACGGCCUUUGGACAGACAUCUGCCUUGGGUGGUUCCGCCUUCGGUCAAACCUCCACACUGGGAGGGCAGUCAGCCUUUAACAAAACACCUUUCGGCCAGCCAGCCCAGCCAGGAGUUAAUCCAAACCCCUUCGGCAAGCCGAUCGCUCCGGGAGGUGCCGCCCCAUUCGGCGCUCCGUCUGUCGCUUCUCCCUUCACUCAAGUGGCUCAGAACCAGCCUGCCGCUGGUGGGUUUGGCCAGGUCGCCGGGCAACCUGCCCCGUCGCCAUUUGGCCAGCCAGCUGUCAACCCGAGCCCAUUCGGCCAGCCAUCAGCCACGGCAGGCGCUGCCCCAUUCGGUCAGCCAUCAGUUCCGGCAGGCGCCGCUCCAUUCGGCCAACCCUCAGCCCCAGCAGGCGCCGCUCCAUUCGGCCAGCCCUCAGCCCCGGCAGGUGCCGCCCCAUUCGGUGCUCCACCUACCGCUUCUCCUUUCGCCCAAGUAUCUCAGAACCAGCCUGCUGCCGGUGGGUUUGGCCAGAGUGCUGUACAACCUGCCCCGUCUCCCUUCGGCCAGCCUGCAGUCCAAGGUGUGCCGGUGCAGAAUGCCAACGCCGGGCCGCGGGCAUACAUCAAAAUCGACAAUCCACAAGACCUCAACCCACUUCCACAACUGGAGGGUGAAACUCGACAUAACCCAUCCACCAAACAACUAGUGAUGUGGAAGGGCCGGCCCGUCAAGUAUAUCAACGACCACCCCUGCUACCUUCACCCACAAGACAACAAAACCUUUGUCCGAGUUCACUUCCCUAACGGGCCACCUGAUCCAGCUAGCUUGAAAGACGCACAUGCAAAGCCCGAGGAAUACACACCAGAGGUCGCUGAGGCAUAUCAAUUUUUCCUCCAAAAUGGCUACUUCAAGGACGGCAACAUUCCUGCAGUACCUCCUAAGCAGGAGUGGCUGAGUUUCGACUUUUAG
Messenger RNA from Penicillium concentricum, 1656 nucleotides. RefSeq names its product FG-nucleoporin nup42. The coding region runs from base 1 to 1656 and encodes 551 amino acids. Gene Ontology annotation, molecular function: metal ion binding. The record is from RefSeq and is a predicted model, not a curated record. NCBI's taxonomy places the organism in Eukaryota, Fungi, Ascomycota, Eurotiomycetes, Eurotiales, Aspergillaceae. The transcript has 4 exons.